Coregonus sp. 'balchen' is the source of this 12028-nucleotide messenger RNA. NCBI's taxonomy places the organism in Eukaryota, Metazoa, Chordata, Actinopteri, Salmoniformes, Salmonidae. The record is from the annotation of a GenBank genome assembly.
AUGUACAUGUCGCCGUGGUAACCAUCUUGACGGACAGACAAGCAGGAAGCUCACGGCCCGCCCGCUGUGUACAUGUCGCCGUGGUAACCAUCUCGAGAAGCAGGAAGCUCACUGCCCGCCCGCUGUGUACAUGUCGCCGUGGUAACGCAGGUGGCUACAACAUGUCUGCAAAAGCCAAACAAACUAACAAAUCGGCGGAUAAAAAUGCAAACGACAGAAAUGACGUUGCGUCCAAAGUAAGAGGAUAUGUUUAAAACCCCUAUCAAUAGUUUAUAUUAUUUGAAAUAUUUACUACAUCAUUUGUCUGGUUAUUUUGAUUAUUUGACAAACUGUUAUCAUAGCUAGAGCUAACCUAGUUUGGCUAGCUAACCAAAACUCACUUGUAUUCUGAAUCCAAUUUAAUCCAGGAAAAUGACGCUGAAAAAGCCAACCCUCAAUGGAAAUGUAUUUCCCAUGAACAAAUCAACACGCUGUUAGAUUUGACAGUGGAACAAGUGCAAUUGUAAGUAACAAGGAUAUAUAGGCCUAAUAGCCAGUUUAUUUGGAAGUGUUUCAUGUAUGCGUACGUUGUUGAUUUUUGUUUUUACAACAGACAGUUUGAAGAGAUACUUGGUUUGAAGAACUGCCAGACAUGUCUAAAGGAGGCGUCCCUGUUGGGCUACUUUGUCUGUGGAUUCUGGUGGGCCAGGCAGAUGAACUACACCUGUCAACAGAUCUCAUUCAUCAUGGCUCUACAGCAACUGGUACUAGACAAUAUCAGGGGUAAGUCAUGGGAUUUAUAGGCGACAGACAGAAGAGCCACCCCACAGACCGACAGUUAAUAACUCGUAAGUAGCCUGCAGUUAUUGUACUUGGGCUACGGUAUACACAGACAGUGUUUCCCAAACCUCUCCCGCCUUACUUGGGCUACAGUAUACACAGACAGUGUUUCCCAAACCUCUCCGGUCUUACUUGGGCUACGGUAUACACAGACAGUGUUUCCCAAACCUCUCCGGUCUUACUUGGGCUACGGUAUACACAGACAGUGUUUCCCAAACCUCUCCGGCCUUACUUGGGCUACAGUAUACACAGACAGUGUUUCCCAAACCUCUCCGGUCUUACUUGGGCUACGGUAUACACAGACAGUGUUUCCCAAACCUCUCCGGCCUUACUUGGGCUACGGUAUACACAGACAGUGUUUCCCAAACCUCUCCGGUCUUACUUGGGCUACGGUAUACACAGACAGUGUUUCCCAAACCUCUCCGGCCUUACUUGGGCUACGGUAUACACAGACAGUGUUUCCCAAACCUCUCCGGUCUACGGUAUACACAGACAGUGUUUCCCAAACCUCUCCGGUCUACGGUAUACACAGACAGUGUUUCCCAAACCUCUCCGGCCUACCCCCAGCCACUGCUCUAAUUUGUGACCAUCUUGGUUGUAUUUGUAUUUAUUAUUGAUCCCCAUUAGCGGCUGCCGAGGCAGCAGCUACUCUUCCUGGGGUCCAAUCACAAUGUACAUACAAUAAAACAAUACAUAACACAACACAUUAUUACACACUACUCUACCAAAACAUAUUUACAAUACAAAAUCAAUAAUACAGGAAAAUAACAAUAUAAAAAUGUAUGUGUGUAGAGUGCGGGUGUUUGCAUGUGUUUGCGAAUGCUGUGUGUGUGUGUCUCUUCACAGUCCGCGCUGUUCCAUAAAAUGUAGUUUUAUCUGUUUUUUUUAUCUGAUUUUACUGCUUGACUGAGUUACAUGAUGUGGAAUAGAGUUCCAUGUAGUCAUGGCUCUAUGUAGUACUGUGCGUUCCCCGUAGUCUGUUCUGGACUUUGGGGACUGUGAAGAGACCUCUGGUGGCAUGUCUCGUGGGGUAUGCAUGGGUGUCUGAGCUGUGUGCCAGCAUUCCAAACAGACAGCUCGGUACAUUCAGCUUGUCAACACCUCUUAAAAAAACAAGCAGUGAUGAAGUCAAUCUCUCUUCCACUUUGAGCCAGGAGAGAUUGACAUGCAUGGGCCUCUGUAGCUCAGCUGGUAGAGCACGGCGCUUGUAACGCUAAGGUAGUGGGUUCGAUCCCCGGGACCACCCAUACACAAAAAAAUAAAUAAUAAUAAAAAUAAAAAUGUAUGCACGCAUGACUGUAAGUCACUUUGGAUAGAAGCGUCUGCUAAAUGGCAUAUUAUAUUAUUAUUAUUAAUGUUAGCUCUCUGUGUACAUCCUAGGGCCAGCCGUGCUGCCCUGUUCUGCGCCAACUGCAAUUUUCCCAAGUCCCUCCUUGUUGCACCUGACCACACUACUGAACAGUAGUCCAGGUGCGACAAAACAAGGGCCUGUAGGACCUGCCUUGUUCAUAGUGUUGUUAAGAAGGCAGAGCAGCGCUUAAUUAUGCCCUAAGUAAAAUGCUGUUGGAGUCCCACCCCAUCUUGCGAGAACAUUCUUUAGCGGCCCCCCUCUUGACAGCGGAGAGAAAAAUAUAGACGUUUUAUAAUUAAUUUCCUCCAAUGCUACACAAUUUGCUAUGGGGUGUAGAGAAAAUGUUGCGGUUUUAAAGCAAUUUUGCUGAAAUUCUACACAUUUUGCCAUGGGGCAGAGUCACAGAGAGAAGAUUGAGCAAUUUUAUAACUAAGUUCAUAAAAUUCUGCUCAUUUUGCCCUUUUUUAGGGGCUGUGUGUUCACAUAAUCAUUAAGACCUUUAUUAGGGGCUGUGUGUUCACAUAAUCAUUAAGACCUUCAUUAGGGGCUGUGUGUUCACAUAAUCAUUAAGACCUUCAUUAGGGGCUGUGUGCUCACAUAAUCAUUAAGACCUUCAUUAGGGGCUGUGUGUUCACAUAAUCAUUAAGACCUUCAUUAGGGGCUGUGUGUUCACAUAAUCAUUAAGACCUUCAUUAGGGGCUGUGUGUUCACAUAAUCAUUAAGACCUUCAUUAGGGGCUGUGUGUUCACAUAAUCAUUAGGACCUUCAUUAGGGGCUGUGUGUUCACAUAAUCAUUAAGACCUUCAUUAGGGGCUGUGUGUUCAUCUAAUCAUUAAGACCUUCAUUAGGGGCUGUGUGUUCACCACCUAAUCAUUAAGACCUUCAUUAGGGGCUGUGUGUUCACCACCUAAUCAUUAAGACCUUCAUUAGGGGCUGUGUGUUCACCACCUAAUCAUUAAGGCCUUCAUUAGGGGCUGUGUGUUCACCACCUAAUCAUUAAGACCUUCAUUAGGGGCUGUGUGUUCACCACCUAAUCAUUAAGGCCUUCAUUAGGGGCUGUGUGUUCACCACCUAAUCAUUAAGGCCUUCAUUAGGGGCUGUGUGUUCACCACAUAAUCAUUAAGACCUUCAUUAGGGGCUGUGUGCUCAUCUAAUCAUUAAGACCUUUAUUAGGGGCUGUGUGUUCACCUAAUCAUUAAGACCUUCAUUAGGGGCUGUGUGUUCAUCUAAUCAUUAAGACCUUCAUUAGGGGCUGUGUGUUCACCACCUAAUCAUUAAGACCUUCAUUAGGGGCUGUGUGUUCACCACCUAAUCAUUAAGACCUUCAUUAGGGGCUGUGUGUUCACCACCUAAUCAUUAAGGCCUUCAUUAGGGGCUGUGUGUUCACCACCUAAUCAUUAAGACCUUCAUUAGGGGCUGUGUGUUCACCACCUAAUCAUUAAGGCCUUCAUUAGGGGCUGUGUGUUCACCACCUAAUCAUUAAGGCCUUCAUUAGGGGCUGUGUGUUCACCACAUAAUCAUUAAGACCUUCAUUAGGGGCUGUGUGCUCAUCUAAUCAUUAAGACCUUUAUUAGGGGCUGUGUGUUCACAUAAUCAUUAAGACCUUCAUUAGGGGCUGUGUGUUCACAUAAUCAUUAAGACCUUUAUUAGGGGCUGUGUGUUCACAUAAUCAUUAAAACCUUCAUUAGGGGCUGUGUGUUCACAUAAUCAUUAAGACCUUCAUUAGGGGCUGUGUGUUCACCACCUAAUCAUUAAGACCUUCAUUAGGGGCUGUGUGUUCACAUAAUCAUUAAGUCCUUCAUUAGGGGCUGUGUUCACCUAAUCAUUAAAACCUUCAUUAGGGGCUGUGUGUUCACAUAAUCAUUAAAACCUUCAUUAGGGGCUGUGUGUUCACCACCUAAUCAUUAAGACCUUCAUUAGGGGCUGUGUGUUCACCACCUAAUCAUUAAGACCUUCAUUAGGGGCUGUGUGUUCACCUAAUCAUUAAGUCCUUCAUUAGGGGCUGUGUUCACAUAAUCAUUAAGACCUUCAUUAGUGGCUGUGUGUUCACAUAAUCAUUAAAACCUUCAUUAGGGGCUGUGUGUUCACAUAAUCAUUAAGACCUUCAUUAGGGGCUGUGUGUUCACCACCUAAUCAUUAAGACCUUCAUUAGGGGCUGUGUGCUCACAUAAUCAUUAAGACCUUCAUUGGGGGCUGUGUGUUCACAUAAUUAUGAAGACCUUCAUUAGGGGCUGUGUGUUCACAUAAUAAUUAAGACCUUCAUUAGGGGCUGUGUGUUCACAUAAUCAUUAAGACCUUCAUUAGGGGCUGUGUGUUCACCACCUAAUCAUUAAGACCUUCAUUAGGGGCUGUGUGUUCACCACCUAAUCAUUAAGACCUUCAUUAGGGGCUGUGUGUUCACAUAAUCAUUAGGACCUUCAUUAGGGGCUGUGUGCUCACAUAAUCAUUAAGACCUUCAUUAGGGGCUGUGUGUUCAGAUAAUCAUUAGGACCUUCAUUAGGGGCUGUGUGCUCACAUAAUCAUUAAGACCUUCAUUAGGGGCUGUGUGCUCACAUAAUCAUUAAGACCUUCAUUAGGGGCUGUGUGUUCACAUAAUCAUUAAGACCUUCAUUAGGGGCUGUGUGUUCACAUAAUCAUUAAGACCUUCAUUAGGGGCUGUGUGUUCACAUAAUUAUUAAGACCUUUAGCAUUAGCUAGCCUAGCAUGCUGACGAAAAGGCAUUUUCAUUCAAAACUAGCAGUAUUUCAAUCUUCUCGAUUUGUCAGUUGGGAUAAUAUGAUAAUUAGGAAUACAGCGCCAUCACCCACCCCUGGAUUAAGGUCCGUUUUCCGAGCCAGAUCUCUUGCUCCUCGCUGUCCUGAUCUUGGCAUAGCACUAUUCCGGCUAGAGAGAGAAGGAAUGAACGUCUAGUCAGAUUCUUAUGGCUAACAUCAAUGUGGACUGGCUGUGGCUAAUAUCUGUAUUUUAUAUCUGUCCACAAUGUCCCAGAGAAGCAGAUGCCAUUUGGUGAUAACCUGAAUGAGUUUGCCAAGUUGAUAUCAGGAACGCGCCAGUCUCCUUCUCCAGAGGUUGAUUCACUGUUUGAUGCAGAGCAGGCCAUGUCCAUCACUGACUACCUCAAGUGCAGGUAGCAAGUCUCUUCUCUAUCUGCCUUUUGUAGUAGGGUCUACAUUAUUAAUAUCACGUUAACAGUGUCCUUCCUUAACCUGGUGAUAAUCCAUUCAGAGCAGUGAACCUCGUAGUGGAUGUUGAAGUUCUGAUCUGUUGGUUCACCUGUUUACUGUAGUCUCUUUCAGAACUACCACCUCUAUGAGUUUCUCUUCCACCAACCCAGAGAGGAGCUACUCAUUGGGAAGAAGGUGAGGCUGUGUAUGCGUGUGUCAGUGCGUCCCGUAUGUAUGUUGAGGUUUCCUUAAGGAAGCUAUGCGUGUGUCAGUGCGUCCCGUAUGUAUGUUGAGGUUACCUUUAAGGAAGCUAUGCGUGUGUCAGCGCGUCCCGUAUGUAUGUUGAGGUUACCUUAAGGAAGCUAGUGAGUAACUUGGAAGGGCAGUGACCAUAAAGAGAGAGUCCUUUCCUGUCAUUGUCCCUAAGGAUCCAUUUAUCUGUCAUCUCUGACUAACUAACUCACCACCAGGAGACCAUUUAUCUGUCAUCUCUCACUAACUAACCAUCAGGAGACCAUUCAUCUGUCAUCUCUAACUAACUCACCACCAGGAGACCAUUUAUGUGAUGAGGUGGUGUUGAAGGAUUCAGGCGCAGGAGGGUAAAUCACAGAAUAACAGGCUUUAAUCAGUAAAAAUACAGGUUUACGCAGAAAUGUGUCAAACACACUCCAGGGCACAAAACAGGCGCACUGGAAAAUACAAGGCACACAGGAAAACUCCCGUCUAUACAAAAUACACGAGCUUCACUAACCUUCACAAUAAACAAUCACCCACAAGGACAAGGGGGCAGAGGGAACACUUAUACAUGUACUAAUGAGGGGAUAUGAACCAGGUGUGUGUAAUUGACAAGACAAUUGUGAUGAUGAUUGGGGCGGCAGUGGUUAGUACUCCGGUGACGAUGAAUGCCGAAGCCUGCCCGAACAAGGAGGGGAGGCAGCCUCGGCCGAAGUCAUGACAAUUUAUGUCAUCUCUGACUAACUAACUCACCACCAGGAGACCAUUAAUCUGUCAUCUCUAACUAACUAACUAACUAACUAACUAACUAACUAACUAACUAACUAACUCACCAUCAGGAGACCAUUAAUCUAUCAUCUCUGACUAACUCACCAUCAGGAGACCGUUUAUCUGUCAUCUCUAACUAACUAACUCACCAUCAGGAGACCAGUUAUCUGUUAUGUCUAACUAACUCAUUGAUCUGUCAUCUCUGUCUUACUCACCACCAGGAGACCAUUUAUCUGUCAUCUCUGUCUUACUCACCACCAGGAGACCAUGUAUCUGUCAUCUCUGUCAUACUCACCACCAGGAGACCAUUGAUCUGUCAUCUCUGACUAACUAACUCACCACCAGGAGACCAUUUAUCUGUCAUCUCUAACUAACUCACCACCAGGAGACCAUUUAUCUGUCAUCUCUAACUAAUUCACCAUCAGGAGACCAUUUAUCUGUCAUCUCUAACUAACUCACCAUCAGGAGACCAUUUAUCUGUCAUCUCUAACUAAUUCACCAUCAGGAGACCAUUUAUCUGUCAUCUCUAACUAACUCACCACCAGGAGACCAUUUAUCUGUCAUCUCUGACUAAUUCACCAUCAGGAGACCAUUUAUCUGUCAUCUCUAACUAACUCACCAUCAGGAGACCAUUUAUCUGUCAUCUCUGACUAAUUCACCAUCAGGAGACCAUUUAUCUGUCAUCUCUAACUAAUUCACCAUCAGGAGACCAUUUAUCUGUCAUCUCUAACUAACUCACCAUCAGGAGACCAUUUAUCUGUCAUCUCUGACUAACUCACCAUCAGGACAAGUCUAACUAGUGAACUCCCUUUCCUGUGAAUGUACCAGCCCUAUACUGCAUGUACUGUGCUGAAACAAAUGCAAUCCCCACAAUUCACUCUGUUCCUCUCACAUUAUCACAGCAUUCAUGUUGCCUAUAAUAACAUUAGAUCUCAUGACAUUGAUUUGUUCAACCAGAGACCUUUUAUAGGAGCUGCAACAUUCCAGGAAGUGACAUAAUAGACUGUGCAGACUCUUUAUUUCCAGACAGAGAGCUGGAGUAUAGUGACUCAUCCCUGACAGGUUGGAACUACUAGGAAUGACUCUGUUUGAUUUCCCAUUGAUAUCUUUACAACGUCUGCUACCAUUUGAUAUGAUCCUUCUCUUAAUAUAUUCACAAAUGUGGAAGGGAAGGCAAACAUCUGACAUAUUCUACUGUAAAGUCAUGGGUGAGAAUACAACCUCUAUGUUUCCUGACUAACUGUAUUCCAGAGGACCAUUGAGGUGAUCAGCUCAGCAGACUUUGUAGCUCCGCUGGAAGAAGGCAUGACUACUGAAGUCUUCCUCCAUUACAUGGCUCCUUCUCCUGUUGAACAGCGUGAAGAGGUACUGUACUGGAGGGCUACUGAUGACUACCUCCAUUACUGUAAUAUUCUACCUGUCUGAUACUGACCCAGGGACAGAGGACCAGCCUGUCUGAUAGGUGGUGUUCUACUGACCCAGGGACAGGGGACCAGCCUGUCUGAUAGAUGGUGUCCUACUGACCCAGGGACAGAGGACCAGCCUGUCUGAUAGAUGGUGUCCUACUGACCCAGGGACAUAGAUGGUGUCCUACUGACUCAGGGACAGGGGACCAGCCUGUCUGAUACUGACCCAGGGACAGAGGACCAGCCUGUCUGAUAGAUGGUGUCCUACUGACCCAGGGACAUAGAUGGUGUCCUACUGACUCAGGGACAGGGGACCAGCCUGUCUGAUAGAUGGUGUCCUACUGACCCAGGGACAGAGGACCAGCCUGUCUGAUAGAUGGUGUCCUACUGACCCAGGGACAGAGGACCAGCCUGUCUGAUAGAUGGUGUUCUACUGACCCAGGGACAGAGGACCAGCCUGUCUGAUAGAUGGUGUUCUACUGACCCAGGGACAGAGGAGCAGCCAGGAGGAGGAUGGUGUUCUACUGACCCAGGUACAGAGGACCAGCCUGUCUGAUAGGUGGUGUCCUACUGACCCAGGGACAGGGGACCAGCCUGUCUGAUAGAUGGUGUUCUACUGACCCAGGGACAGAGGACCAGCCAGGAGGAGGAUGGUGUCCUACUGACCCAGGGACAGAGGAGCAGCCAGGAGGAGGAUGGUGUCCUACUGACCCAGGGACAGAGGACCAGCCAGGAGGAGGAUGGUGUCCUACUGACCCAGGGACAGGGGACCAGCCAGGAGGAGGAUGGUGUCCUACUGACCCAGGGACAGAGGACCAGCCAGGAGGAGGAUGGUGUCCUACUGACCCAGGGACAGGGGACCAGCCAGGAGGAGGAUGGAGAGGUAGCAGUUAAAACAGAUCUGCAGGAGAAGGAGAAGGAGGCUACAGGGUUCGAAGGAUAUAACAUUCAGGAUGUCAAAGACGUGCUGGGAGACCUGACCACAGAGAUGCUGGGAAAUCUACAGGUAGGAUUUUAUGAUGAAUCUGAAUCCUUUAAAGCUGUUGUAUAGUUUUUAUUGAAAUAAACAAUCUUCAUGUAUUUUCUACUGGUGUUUCAUACAGUUGAAUUUGAUCAUUGUUCCAAACAAAACACCCCUGUCCAUUUGGAGGUCAAUUCUCAGCUGAACUCCAAUAACCAGUCCAAAUAUAACCAUGCUGACUUCAGCAGAACAACAACGUGUGGAUUGUUGUUGGAGGUUUUCAUGUCUUCCACACCAGUUGAAUAUGUUUGAUGUGAAACAGGAAACGCAGCUUUGUAUUAUACUACUAGCUAUCAUGUUAUAGAACCGUACUGGUGGUUUCCAUUAUGAUAGGUCUUAAUAGGACAACAGAGACAUGUAGGCAUGUGUCCCUAAUGGCACCCUAUUCCCUAUGUAGUGCCCUACGUUUGACCAGAGUCCUGUGGGCCUUGGUUGAAAGGAGUGCCCUAAAUAGGGAAUAGGAUGCCAGACGUAAUAACAAUAGAGAGGCCUGUGUGAUAAAGAGCUGAACAGCUGCACUGACAGACUGACUGACUGACUGACUGACUGACUGACUGACUGACUGACUGACAGUGACUGACUGACUGACUGACUGACUGACUGACUGACUGACUGACUGACAGGCUGACUGGGUUACUGACUGACUGACUGACUGAUGACUGACUGACUGACUGACUGACUGACUGGGUUACUGACUGACUGACUGACUGACUGACUGGGUUACUGACUGCUGACUGACUGACUGACUGACUGAGGCUGACUGACUGACUGACUGACUGACUGACUGGAGUGACUGACUGACUGACUGACUGACUGACUGACUGACUGACUGACUGACUGACUGACUGACUGACUGACUGACUGACUGACUGACUGACUGACUGACUGACUGACUGACUGACUGGGUUACUGACUGACUGACUGACUGACUGACUGACUGACUGACUGGUUACUGACUGACUGACUGACUGACUGACUGACUGACUGAGUGACUGACUGACUGACUGACUGACUGCUGACUGACUGAGUGACUGACUGACUGACUGACUGACUGACUGGGUUACUGACUGACUGACAGGCUGACUGACUGACUGAGUGACUGACUGACUGACUGACUGACUGACUGACUGACUGACUGACAGACUGACUGACUGACUGACUGAGUGACUGACUGACUGACUGACUGACUGACUGGGUUACUGACUGACUGACUGGCUGACUGACUGACUGAGUGACUGACUGACUGACUGACUGACUGACUGACUGACUGACUGGGUUACUGACUGACUGACAGGCUGACUGACUGACUGAGUGACUGACUGACUGACUGACUGACUGACUGACUGACUGACUGACAGGCUGACUGACUGACUGACUGACAGGCUGACUGACUGACUGACUGACUGACUGACUGACUGACUGACAGAGUGACUGACUGACAGACUGACAGACAGGCUGACUGGCUGACUGACUGACUGACUGAGUGAGUGACUGACUGACAGGCUGACUGACUGACUGACUGACAGACAGGCUGACUGACUGACAGGCUGACUGACUGACUGACUGAGUGAGUGACUGACUGACAGGCUGACUGGCUGACUGACUGACAGGCUGACUGACUGACUGACUGACAGACAGGCUGACUGACUGACUGAGUGAGUGACUGACAGAGUGACUGACUGACUGAGUGACUGACAGACUGACAGGCUGACUGACUGACUGACAGGCUGACUGACUGACAGGCUGACUGACUGACUGAGUGAGUGACUGACAGAGUGACUGACUGACUGAGUGACUGACAGACUGACAGGCUGACUGACUGACUGACAGGCUGACUGACUGACUGAGUGAGUGACUGACAGAGUGACUGACUGACUGAGUGACUGACAGACUGACAGGCUGACUGACUGACUGACAGGCUGACUGACUGACUGACUGACUGACUGAGUGAGUGACUGACAGAGUGACUGACUGACUGAGUGACUGACAGACUGACAGGCUGACUGACUGACUGACAGGCUGACUGACUGACAGGCUGACUGACUGACUGAGUGAGUGACUGACAGACUGACAGACUGACAGGCUGACUAACUGACAGGCAGACUGACAUGCUGACUGACUUACUGACUGAGUGACUGACUGACUGACAUGCUGACUGACUGACUGAGUGACUGACUGACUGACUGACUGAGUGACUGACUGACUGACAGGCUGACUGACUGACAGGCUGACUGACUGACUGACAGGCUGACUGACUGACUGACUGACUGACAUGCUGACUGACUGACUGACAGGUUGACUGACAGGCUGACUGACAGGCUCACUGACAGGCUGACAGACUGACUGACUGACUGACAGGCCGACUGACAUGCUGGCUGACUGACUUACAGGCUGACUGACUGACUGACAGACAUUCUGACUGACUGGCUGACUGACUGACUGACUGACUGGUGUCCAUGUUAUUGAGUGGCUCUGCUGUAAUGUGAGACCUCAUCACCAACAGUGUGCAGCAUCCUGAUUCUGAAUGAUCCACCACCACACAACUACAGCUAUUUCUAACCAUUCUCUCUUAUUUUCUGUCUGCUCAAGAUCAAUUACAUAUUUCACUCUGCUGCAUUUGUACUUAUAUCAAAAGAUGCCAUUGAGCAGAUGAUGUAAUGGAAUCCGUCAGUUCCAGUCAGAACAAUGAGAGCGAGAUCCAGUGAACGCUGCACCCUUCCAGCAGGUUCUCUAACUCCGGCUCCAGAUUGUAGUGACGGCUUUAACCUUCAUGUGGAUCGUCUCUGCCAGGCCAAAUUGCUGCCCCCUUGUUAAACGAUAUUUAAUAACAUUCAUUUAUUCCUCUGAAGGGGAUAUGUUCCCAGGAGUUUCAACAUGCAUGUGGGUCUCAUCAUACCUUAUAUGGUAGACAUGUUGAAAUGGUCAAAUGUAGGACAAGCUGUGGGUGAAUUCCAUAAGUAGAUUGGAACUGUUCCAUUCUCCAGGACACAGUGCAGCAUGCAGCCGGGGAAAUACAUGCAAUCAUCUUUUGGAUGAAUAGGGCACCAUUUUGUAAAUGUUGAAGCACUCCUAUUCACCAUGUGUUAAAUAAUGAGCAGUUAUCCAAACUAUUAUCAAUGGCUUUCCUCUUGUGUUGUUACAGGCUGAAUUCACAGAGAAGCUGAGAGUCCAAGAGGAGAGCUUCAGGACCAGACUAGAACGACUGAAACAUUCUGCCUCCAAAUAGCAACAAUACACAACAUAGUCUAGCUAUUUACUAUGAACA